GUUCCGUCGACUGCUGCCGCAGCGCUCCCCUCCGCCAGGUGUCUCGCCGCAGCCUCGGGAGAGGAGACGGACCCCUCCUCCCUCUGUCGAAAUGUCUGCUCCAGCUCAGCCACCCACCGAAGGGGCAGAAGAGACUGCCCCAGGUGGGGGUCCCCCUGGCUCUCCUCCUAAUGUGACCAGUAACAGACGACUACAGCAAACCCAGGCACAAGUGGAAGAGGUGGUGGACAUCAUGCGUGUGAAUGUGGACAAAGUCCUGAAGAGGGACGAGAUACUGUCAGAGCUGGAUGACCGAGCUGACGCCUUGCAGGUGGGAGCAUCAAUAUUUGAGAGCAGUGCUGCCAAGCUAAAGAGGAAAUAUUGGUGGAAAAACUGCAAGAUGAUGAUCAUGCUGGGAGCUAUCUGUGCCAUCGUCGUGGUAGUUAUUGUAAUCUACUUUUUUACUUGAGAAUGUGCCACCCCUUCCCUGUUCUCCAUUGCCAUCCAAACUCAAGUCCCCUUCCCUCUGCUUGCUCUCUCAACAAACUUCCCCGUCUACCUUCCUCCAUCCCAGCCCAAGCUUCUCCACCACCCAUUCCUCCUUUUUUGUUGCUUUCAUUUGCACUAUGUCCCUCAACACUAGAAAUGCUGCUCAUGGCGCAGUCUUGAAGUAACUACCUGAGGAGCAAUAGCUGGUGCCUCCUUGCUGCCUCCUUCUUAUGUACUCACAAGUUCCCCCAAAGCCAAGGGAAGGGGAAGGAGUGUAGCUGAGGUGACAUGCCCAAGAAGUGCCAAGAUCAGGGGAGGAGAAGGGUAUCGGUGCCUAUGGUGUUACCAGGAAAGGCCAGGCUGCUGGAAGGAGGAGGCUGUGAACAGCUGGGAAAAUGGCAGCUCACUCAGGGCUGCCCUGGUCACGUGGGGCUCUUCCCCUCUGCCAGGCCUGAAGAGGAUCCUGGGGUGGGCCCAAAGUCCAGC
Ceratotherium simum simum (southern white rhinoceros) is the source of this 954-nucleotide messenger RNA. NCBI's taxonomy places the organism in Eukaryota, Metazoa, Chordata, Mammalia, Perissodactyla, Rhinocerotidae. The record is from RefSeq and is a predicted model, not a curated record.